GGCGUGCCCGGUGGGCGGGUUGAGGGGAUCGUGAGGCGGAUUGAAGGUACUCGAGUACUAAGUUGCCAUAAAGCAUCGGUUCCAAACUCUUUGAACUACAGCAACUCUGUCUUAUGUGCUGCAUUUAAGCAGAUCAUUGUAAGAAUGCAGUUCUUUGGCCGUUUGGUAGAGACACUGAAUACUGUGACCAACCUCUUUGCCAACCCUUACCGGGUACGAGAGGUGCCACUGUCCGAAUAUGUGUCACACAGCAGAAUUAUGGACGACGGACGGGUGGUGCUGUAUCGGACAGCACAGUCUUGGGACUGCUUGUUUAUCAACCCCAAAACACCUCAGAAUGCUUUCAGGUUGUUCCAGGUGAGCUCUGAAGUGGAAGCAAGAACAAUGUUUGUACAGUUUGCAACGAAGAUGAGACCAUUUUAUGAGAUCUCGCCAGACUCACUGAAAGUUGACACUGUGCAGCAGCUGACUGACUGUUUGCGAAGCCAUCCAAACUGGCCCUUGGCUCAUGUAGCCGUAGAGAUGAGCAUGAAGGACAGCUUUCGCCACAAUCACAUUAUGCGAUGCAUAAACGAUACGGAGAGCGAAGAGGGGAUCACCCCUCUACACCUUGCUUGCAAGAAGGAUGACAUUGACUGUGUUCGUGAGCUGGUGGAAGAAUGUGGAGUCAGGUUAGACAUUGCAGACAAGAAUGGGGAAACUGUCUUCCACUACGCGGCUCGUCAGUCUAACUGCCAGAUGAUCGAGUUGUUCAGCAAACACCGCUCUGUUGGAGUGAAUCACUUGAGCAAAAGCGGUGAGACGCCACUUCAUGUUGCUUGUCGACUGGGAAAAACUGAUGUUGCUAAAUCCCUGCUCCAUUGCCAAGCCAAUUGUAAUAUUGUUGGAUCGCACGGUUAUCCAAUCCAUACAGCCAUGAAGUUCAUCCAGGCAGGGUGCGCUGAGGCUAUCCUAGACACAGACCCAAGUCAAAUCUCCACUGAAGAUCCUCAUUAUGGAGGGACACCUCUCCAUUGGGCCAAGAAAUCAGAUAUGAUCCGACUGCUGAUUAACCGUGGAUGCGCCUUGGACUACUUAAGUAAAACUGGAGAGACACCACUGCACAUCAUGGUGAAACGUGGGCGUUUUGAGUGUGCCAUGAUUCUGUUAGUACAUGGAGCAGAUACAAAUGCAAAAGGCGAAAGUGGGAACACUCCUCUUCAUCUUGCCAUGAAGCUUGAUAACCUGGAACUUAUCAAGGCUCUGAUCGUGUUUGGGGCUAAUGUGAAAUUGCCCAAUGAUUUCGGCGAGACACCUGGUUUGAUUGCUGCACGCCACAGUAAAGGCAGUAACCGGAAGGUGAUGCUGAACCUCCUGUGUAGUAUAGGGGCUGAACGCUGUUAUCCACCUUCUCCAGACUCCCCCUCACCGUCACCCAGCUAUACUGCAAGACCAGUCCCAGUGAAAACCAACCGUGGAUUAGGAUUUGAGGAUAUCUUAGGGAUUGCCACUGUAGUCAGUUCCUUAUCGAAAGGGCUAGAUGCUGCAGAUGGUGAUGGAUAUGUGCACAGGAGAUAUGAUCGUUUGCUGUGCUUGGAUGGGGGUGGAAUUCGAGGGCUUGUUCUAAUUCAGCUACUUAUUGCCAUCGAGCAGGCUGCUGGCCAGCCCGUCCGGGAGCUGUUCGAUUGGAUAUCGGGCACCAGCACUGGUGGAAUUCUGGCCCUUGCUAUUGUACAUGGCAAAUCCAUGCAAUAUCUGCGUUGCCUUUAUUUCCGGAUGAAAGAUGAAGUGUUUAAAGGAUCCAGACCAUUCUCAUCGGUUCCACUUGAGGAGUUUCUGAAGAAGGAGUUUGGGGAAAAUACCAAAAUGACUGAUGUCACCAAACCUAAAGUGAUGGUGACAGGAACUCUGGCUGAUCGGCAUCCUGGGGAGCUUCACCUGUUCCGCAACUACAACCCGCCAGAACCACAGCAUGAUCCACCUUAUAUGAGGACAGCAGAGUUCCAGGCACUCACCCAACCUAAAGACCAGUUGGUGUGGCGAGCAGCUCGUUGCAGUGGUGCGGCCCCUACCUACUUCCGACCCAUGGGCCGCUUCCUGGACGGAGGGCUGCUUGCAAACAAUCCAACGCUGGAUGCCUUGACUGAAAUCCAUGAAUACAAUCAGAACCUGAGGAGAAAAGGUAGAGAUGAUCAGGUGAAGAAGCUUGGUAUCGUUGUUUCUCUUGGAACGGGAAAGCCGCCACAGGUACCUGUGACUUCUGUCGACGUCUUCCGUCCCUCCAAUCCUUGGGAGCUGGCUAAGACAGUCUUUGGUGCCAGAGAGCUGGGCAAGAUGGUGGUUGACUGCUGCACUGAUUCAGAUGGUCGAGCGGUGGAUCGAGCCAGAGCCUGGUGUGAAAUGGUGGAUAUUCCAUAUUUCAGGCUCAAUUCACAGCUGAAAACGGAUGUGAUGUUGGAUGAGAUUGACGAUGCUAUUUUAAUCAACAUGCUUUGGGACACACAAAUCUACAUCCACCAGGAGAGGGAGAGAAUCCAACAGCUCGUUCAACUUCUGUUAAGUGCUUGACUUAGGUGGGGUUGAUUAAAAAAAAUGAAAAGCUGCAUUAAUAAAGACUGACCAAGUUGGCUUUGUGAGCACCUAUCAUUUACAGAGCUGACUGAAUAUUAUAUGUUUAAUUUUUCAAGUACUGAAGAUUAAAACGAAACAGUGCUGCUUUGCUGCACCAGUUGCACUUCAGUUAUACAGAUAUACAGUGGCUGAUCCGAAGUGUCUUGAGUUUAGUCCAAAGAAAGCCAAGAAAGAGAACAAAGAGAAAAUAUCUUGGUUUGGAAUAUUCCAUCCAUCAAUGUCAUAUCUUGCCUUUUCUCUUUACAGUCUGUUACACACUUUCAUUUCACAUUUGAGAAGAAUGACUGCUGUCACAGUAAUGGAGAGAGUGAAUCAAGAGGAAUGGUUUCCACUGCCACGUACUUUGUUUUUCAUCCACCCCCGCCCCACUUUAGUUAACCCAGAAAAUGGUGUUGGGUAACAUGUUCUUGUAGGCUUGAAUUUGUCUGAAUAGUUGUUGCAAAGGCAGAAGGUAGAAAUCAAUCCAAUGAAACAUAAACAAAGGCUCCAUCUAUCCUCAAUGGGAGGCAUAAACAAAAUCUCCUGCUGCUAUUUGCGGGAUGUCACUGUGUAUUACUUGGCUGCUGUCUUUCCUGCAUUACAACAGAAGGCAAGAUGGGGAAAAAAAUGUUCAAACACUAGACUGACCACAAAGCACUAGGAAACCUUCUGAGGUCAUGAAAGGUGCUAUAGAAAUCUAGGUCUUUAUUUUAAAACCCUUGAUCAAACAGAUGACACAGCGCCUCAGAGAGAGGAAAAUGUGAUGACCAAAUAGACUUUCAUUAUGUUUUCAACAUUUCUUUGUCAUAAAUUUGCAAAUUGACAUUGAACUGACUGCCUUACUUAACAUUAUGUUUUAAUGUAUUUAAAUUAUACACUUGGUUUUGGUGGUUGCAUUUAAGAAUAUGUCAUGAUGAUGAGCUUAUUGAAGUGAAAAACCAAUAAACAGUUUUGUGAGUGUGUGCAUCAAACCUUCAACUGAUGUUACAAUCUGCAGGAUUAAACUGUAAUACCGUGUGCCUCAGUUAUCUGUAAUUAUGUAAUUCUGAUCUUCAUUUUCACUAACAAUGUACAAUGUGAAUAUAAUAAAAGAAUAACUAAAAUGUU
Messenger RNA from Hemiscyllium ocellatum (epaulette shark), 3696 nucleotides. It is a transcript of the gene pla2g6, whose product is annotated as phospholipase A2, group VI (cytosolic, calcium-independent). Gene Ontology annotation, molecular function: protein binding. Gene Ontology annotation, cellular component: mitochondrion. The coding region runs from base 145 to 2547 and encodes 800 amino acids. Gene Ontology annotation, biological process: cardiolipin acyl-chain remodeling; positive regulation of ceramide biosynthetic process. The record is from RefSeq and is a predicted model, not a curated record. The transcript is spliced from 19 exons. Lineage: Eukaryota; Metazoa; Chordata; Chondrichthyes; Orectolobiformes; Hemiscylliidae.